ACCUUGUUGAUUAGUAUAAACAGAAAUAUCAAUAAAUUCUUAGUUAGAAUAAGAUAUUAAAACUAUUUUAUUAAUAAUGAAGAAUUAUACAAGCUUAAAAUAUUUUUUGAUUGUGUUAAUAUUAUGUUUCAUGAAUUUGGAAUACAAUGCACAAAUACUGGAAUUAUAUGAAGGUGAUAUUUGCCGCAAAGGUGAUGGCAGAUCUCCCAACUCCAUUUGUCGGAAAAUUGAAAACUGUCCAGUUGCAAAGGAAGGACUUAAGAAAAAUAUUACACCGCAACUAUGCUCAUUCAGUGGAUCAAUUCCAAUAGUUUGUUGUCCGCCAGAAAAUAAAACCCUCACCACUAAUCCAUCUACUUUUACAACAAAAAAACCAAUAGUGAAAACAUAUUCAGCUACUGAAAUGUGCGCUGAGUAUUCAGAAUUAGUUUAUUAUAAGAUCAAGGACCCAGUAUUAAUAUCAGAUCAGAAUAAUUAUCUCAAAGUUAAAGAUUGCUAUGAUGCCAUUACCUUGAUUACCAACGGUACAGAAGCUAAACCAAAAGAAUUUCCUCACAUGGCUCUGUUGGGUUAUAGCGAAAAACCGGACAUUUAUUCAUGGAAUUGUGGAGGGUCGUUGAUAAGUAAGAAUUUUGUAUUAUCAGCAGCCCACUGUGAAAAAUUCGGCAAUAAACUUACAAUGAGAUAUGCACAAUGGGCCCGCUUAGGUGAUCUAGAUUAUCUAUCGGAAACUGACGAGGCGAGACCUAAAGAUUAUAGGAUAGUAGAACGCAUAGUACAUCCAAAUUAUAAACCACCUUCUUUGUAUAAUGAUAUAGCAUUAUUUCGUUUAGAAAGAGAUGUAGAUUUCUCGCCAUUUGUACGACCUAUUUGUCUCAAUACAGAUCAUUAUUUAACACCCCCAGCAAUAAUAGCUACAGGAUGGGGAAGAACAGAAACAGCUGCACUUUCUAGCUCGCAAUUAUUAAAAGUACGCAUAGACACUAUUCCGGCAGCAGAGUGCGAUAAAAGUUUCUUAUAUCUGGCAAAUAGAAAUAAAAAAUUAUCACAAGGAAUAGUUGAUGAUCUUAUGAUAUGCGCUGGCAAUCCAGAAGGCGGCAAUGAUACUUGUGGAGGAGAUUCCGGUGGUCCGAUUCAAAUAAAACACAAUAAGUACAUAUGCAUGUAUUCACAAAUAGGAAUAACAUCAUUUGCGGGGCCAUCUUGCGGAGAAAAGGAUUCGCCUGCUGUUUAUACUCGGUUAUCGAAGUACAUUUCAUGGAUUGAACAAAUCGUUUGGCCAAAAAUUAAAUAACUAAUGAGUAAUGGCUAAUACAGCUUUGAAUUAAAUUUUACUUAUCUCCAUUUAAAAUCAUAAUAUAUGAUCAUAUUCAAAUUUAUAUUUUAAUUGUUUAUAGAUAAGCUGUGAUUUAUGUUAAUCUUUAUUAGGUUUAUACUCCAAUAUUGUCUGUAUCUAUAAAA
Molecule: messenger RNA, 1461 nt
Organism: Melanaphis sacchari
Lineage: Eukaryota; Metazoa; Arthropoda; Insecta; Hemiptera; Aphididae
Product: serine protease snake-like
Exons: 7
Coding region: 77-1294 (405 amino acids)
Biological process (GO): proteolysis
Molecular function (GO): serine-type endopeptidase activity
Source: RefSeq, a predicted model, not a curated record